AUGGGAAGCAGCUCCUCCACCCAGCAUCAUUUUGCUUUUCAGAAUGCAGAGAAAGCCUUCAAGGCAGCGGCCCUGAUUCAGAGAUGGUACCGGCGCCACGUGGCCCGCCUGGAGAUGAGGCGACGUUGCACCUGGAGCAUCUUCCAGUCCAUAGAGUAUGCCGGGCAGCAGGACCAGGUCAAGCUCCACGACUUCUUCAGCUAUCUCAUGGAUCACUUCACCCCCAGCAGCCACAAUGAGAGGGACUUCCUGAACCGCAUGUUCAUAGAGGAGAGCUUCUCCCAGGACUCUGAGAUGGAGAGAGACAGUGGCUACGAGUCCAUAGAGGUCCCAGACAGCUACACGGGGCCACGCCUCUCCUUCCCCCUGCUUCCUGACCACGCCACUGCCCUGGUGGAAGCCUUCAGGCUGAAGCGACAGCUCCAUGCAUGCUACGUCUUGAACCUUUUGUAUGAAGCCAAGAAACACCUGGUUCAGCUGCCAAACAUCAACCGGAUCUCAACCUGCUACAGCGAGGAGAUCACAGUGUGUGGAGAUUUACAUGGCCAGUUGGAUGACCUAAUAUUUAUAUUUUAUAAGAAUGGCCUCCCAUCACCAAAGCGGCCGUACGUGUUCAACGGCGACUUUGUGGACCGAGGCAAAGAUUCCAUAGAGAUCCUGAUGAUCCUUUUUGCCUUCAUGCUGGUUUACCCAAAAGAGUUCCAUCUUAACCGAGGAAACCACGAGGACCACAUGGUGAACUUACGAUAUGGCUUCACCAAGGAAGUAAUGAAUAAAUAUAAGAUACAUGGCAAGAAAAUACUAAGAACCCUGCAAGAUGUUUUUCGUUGGCUUCCGCUGGCCACUCUGGUAGAUGAGAAAGUUCUAAUUCUUCAUGGAGGGGUGUCAGACAUGACCGACCUCAAGCUUUUGGACAAACUAGACAGACACAAGAUCGUCUCCACCUUGAGAUGCAAAACGAGAAAGGACAGCGACAAGCAAGCGCCGGAGCCGGAGCCGGAGCCGGAGCCAAAGCAAGCCGGCCCGACGGGCCCUGCGGAGAAGCCGGUGCCCUGGUUCCUCCCCCAGAGCCGCUCCCUGCCGUCCUCGCCCUUCCGGCUCAGCUCGGACCGGGCCCCCAAGGCCAGCCGCUCCUGCAGCAUCCCCUGCAGCGGCCCCCUGGACCGCAAGGAGCUGUCCCGGCGGGUGCGGCGUUCCGUGGACCUGGAGCUCGAGCGCUGCAGGCAGCAGGCGGGCUUCCCCGCAACCCGCGAGAAGCAGGAGCCCCCGCUCGCCGAGGCCGAAGCCGAAGCCGACGCCGAAGCCGAAGCCGAGCCCACGCGCGGGGAGUGGAGGCAGGUUGUGGAUAUCCUAUGGAGUGACCCCAUGGCCCAGGACGGCUGCAAGGCCAACACUGUUCGAGGAGGAGGCUGUUAUUUCGGGCCAGAUGUGACAGAACAGUUGCUACAGAAAUACAGCCUGCAGCUCCUGAUUCGCUCGCACGAGUGCAAACCCGAAGGCUAUGAAUUCUGUCACAACCGCAAGGUAUUGACUAUCUUUUCUGCCUCCAACUACUAUGAAGUGGGCAGUAACAGAGGGGCCUACGUCAAACUGGGGCCCGCCCUGAUCCCACACAUCGUGCAGUAUCAAGCUAACAAGUCAACCCACACGCUAACCAUGAGACAAAGGAUUAGCAGAGUGGAGGAGUCAGCUCUGAGAGCUUUACGGGAAAAACUGUUUGCUCAUUCCUCAAGUCUUCUCAGCGAGUUUAAGAAGUAUGAUACAAAUAAGACCGGUUCAAUUUCUCUGAGCGACUGGGCAGCAGCGGUGGAGUCUGUGUUGCAUCUGGGACUGCCUUGGAGGAUGCUGAGGCCGCAGCUGGUGAGCAGCUCAGCAGACAACACACUGGAGUACAGGUCCUGGCUGGAGGACUUGGCCGAGGAACAACUGAGCCAUGAGAAUAUUCAGUCAAGCUUGCUAGAAACACUCUAUCGAAAUCGAUCCAACCUGGAGACCAUUUUCAGGAUCAUAGACAGUGAUCAUUCAGGGUUCAUCUCACUGGACGAGUUCAGGCAGACCUGGAAGCUUUUCAGCUCUCAUAUGAAUAUUGACAUCACGGAUGACUGCAUCUGUGACCUUGCUCGAAGCAUCGAUUUCAACAAGGAUGGCCACAUCGACAUCAACGAGUUCCUGGAGGCCUUCCGCCUUGUGAAGCAGUCCUGCUCAGAGGGCGACACCUCAGAUUGUCCAUAG
Molecule: messenger RNA, 2232 nt
Organism: Carlito syrichta (Philippine tarsier)
Lineage: Eukaryota; Metazoa; Chordata; Mammalia; Primates; Tarsiidae
Gene: PPEF2
Product: protein phosphatase with EF-hand domain 2
Exons: 17
Coding region: 1-2232 (743 amino acids)
Biological process (GO): negative regulation of MAPK cascade; detection of stimulus involved in sensory perception
Cellular component (GO): cytosol; nucleus
Molecular function (GO): calcium ion binding; iron ion binding; Hsp90 protein binding
Source: RefSeq, a predicted model, not a curated record